Molecule: messenger RNA, 6486 nt
Organism: Closterium sp. Naga37s-1
Lineage: Eukaryota; Viridiplantae; Streptophyta; Zygnematophyceae; Desmidiales; Closteriaceae
Source: the annotation of a GenBank genome assembly
AUGAGUUGCCAGACGCCUUCAUCGUCUAUUUUCUCCCCGUCCUCUCUUUCCUCUGCAAUUAUCGCUCCCUCCUCUUUCGUCCGUUCAUCACUACCCCGUUCCUCUCCCCUUCCGCGUCAACUCAAUUCUCACCUUACCUCGUCCGCGGGCCGUUCCCAUGCUGCUGUCUCCGUGCUUCACGGCGCGUUUGACGGCCUGCACCGUCAGAAGCUCCCCAGCAACCGCUCCUCCUCCUCUCUUUCUCACUCCGCGGCCUUCCACGAAGCUGCGGACCGUCAUAUUCAGGCUCCAUCUCUCCCUGCGAGCGCCGCCGCCGACGCCGCUACUUGUGGCCGGCGUGCGGUGGUGACAGCGGUCUUCGAGCGUUUCACGGAGCGGGCGAUUAAAGCCGUGAUGAUGGCUCAAGCGGAAGCUAAGGUGCUCGGGCGAAAAGAGGUCGCGACGGAGCAGCUUCUAUUGGGUCUAAUCGCGGAGGAUUUCGCGAGCGGCGGGAAACCCGGCGGGUAUCUCGGCUUGGGGAUGACUAUCCGCAGCGCGCGGGGCGCCGUCGGCGAAUUGAUUCGAGACGGCCGGCUGCCAGUCGCGGGGGGUCUGCCGGCCGGCAAGCCGGCGUCGGAAGUGCCGUUUUCGAGCGGCAGCAAGCGGGUGUUUGAGAAGGCGCUGGAAGAAUCGCGGAAGCAUCGUCACAACUUUAUCGCACCGGAACAUCUGGCAGUCGCGCUGGUGCAAGUGGAACAGGAAGGAGCGGCGCUGGUGAUUGCGAGCCUGGGCGUGCAGCAGCACCGUCUGCAGGAGGCAGCGUUGGCGCGCCUCAAGGGCGAGCUGGACCGGGAUGGGCGCUCCUCGGAAUCGAUCACCAACCCCUCCUCACGGCCCGCCACCAGCCCCACCAGUCCUACUAGCAGCAAGGGUCCCAGUUCGCCAGUGCGCAAGGGACGUGGGAAGAAAGCAGAGCAGCAGAGCGCGUUGGAGAAGUUCUGCACGGAUUUAACAGCCAUGGCAGUGCAGGGGGAGAUCGACCCCGUGAUUGGCCGAGAGGCGGAGGUCGCGAGGGUGGUGCAGAUCCUUGCUCGUCGCACCAAGAACAACCCUCUGCUGCUGGGCGAGCCGGGAGUGGGCAAGACGGCCAUAGCAGAGGGGCUGGCGCUGAGGAUUGCUGAGAACGAUGUGCCAUCAUUUUUGCAAGGCAAGCGCCUCUUGUCUCUGGACAUGGGGAGGGUGAUGGCAGGAGCAAAGGAGAGGGGGGAGUUAGAGCUGAGAGUGACCACUUUGGUGGCAGAGGCGGUGGCAUCAGCAGGGGAGGUGGUGCUGGUGAUAGAUGAGGUGCAUACGAUGGUGGGCGCAGGGGCCGUGGGGAGGGGGCGAGAUGGUGGGGGUUCGGGACUGGAUAUUUCGAAUCUGCUCAAGCCUGCCUUAUCACGCGGUCAGAUUCAGUGCAUCGCCACCACCACCACCAAUGAGUUCCGCAAGCACCUCGAGAAGGACAAGGCAUUGGCUCGGCGGUUUCAGCCGGUGACGGUGGACGAGCCUUCAGAGAAGGACGAGGCUCUGGCGGCGCUUUCAGCCAGUGACAGUGGACGAGCCCUCAGAGAUUUCGCCCCGGCAGCAGCUGUGAUCCUCUCUGCUCGCUUCAUUCCCGACCGCUGCCUCCCUAACAAGGCCGAAGCCGCCUUGGACAUCUUGCAGGGCCUGCGCCACCUGUAUGAAGCACACCACAAGUGCACUCUCAGUGACUCCGCUCUGGCAGCAGCAGUCACCCUCUCUGCUCGCUUCAUCCCCGAUCGCUGCCUGCCCUACAAGGCCAUUGACCUGAUAGACGAGGCGGCGAGGCUUCAACUCACAGUACCAGCCCCGUCCCUUCGCCCCCCCUCUUCCCUCCCCCCUCAUUCCUCACAGGAAGCCGCUCUGGCGAUUCUAUACGGGCUAAGGCACCUGUACGAGGCCCACCACAAGUGCACUCUCACGGACGAUGCUUUAGCAGCAGCCGUCACCCUCUCUGCUCGCUUCAUCCCCGACCGCUGCCUGCCCGACAAGGCAAUUGACCUGAUAGACGUCGCGGCCAGGAGGAGCGUGACUCACAGUACCACCUCUUGUGCCUUCUGUACCUUCCCUCUCUGCCCGCCUACCCCCUUUCAGGAAGCUGCCUUAGAAAUCCUACACGGUCUGAGGCACCUAUAUGAGGCUCACCACAAGUGUGUUCUCUCCGACUCCGCUCUGGCAGCAGCCGUCACCCUCUCUGCUCGCUUCAUCCCCGACCGCUGCCUGCCUGACAAGGCAAUUGACCUGAUAGACGAGGCGGCUAGUAGGAGCAGGGCCCAUGCACGCCAGAAUCCCUUCACCUCGCUCACCUCAUUCCUCUCCCAAGACCACGUUCCUGCCGACACUACAACUGCUGCUGACGCCGCCGCUGCUGCUGGUCGUUCCAAAAGUGGCAUCACUGGCAGUGACAAGGAGGAGGGCCCCACGCGGAUCACAGCAGAGCACAUAGCAGCAGUGGCCGCCCACUGGACUGGCAUCUCCCUGCAGCAGCUCUCCCACUCGGAUCAGCAGCACCUGGCAGGCCUGGAAGAGGCGCUAGAGGCUACAGAAGCACGGAAUGACAUUUCCCCUUCCUUCUGCUGCUCUUUCCCUGCCUUGAUCCCCACGCGGAUCACAGCAGAGCACAUAGCAGCAGUGGCCGCCCACUGGACUGGCAUCUCCCUGCAGCAGCUCUCCCACUCGGAUCAGCAGCACCUGGCAGGCCUGGAAGAGGCGCUAGAGGCUACAGAAGCACGGAAUGACAUUUCCCCUUCCUUCUGCUGCUCUUUCCCUGCCUUGAUCCCCACGCGGAUCACAGCAGAGCACAUAGCAGCAGUGGCCGCCCACUGGACUGGCAUCUCCCUGCAGCAGCUCUCCCACUCGGAUCAGCAGCACCUGGCAGGCCUGGAAGAGGCGCUAGAGGCUACAGAAGCACGGAAUGACAUUUCCCCUUCCUUCUGCUGCUCUUUCCCUGCCUUGAUCCCCACGCGGAUCACAGCAGAGCACAUAGCAGCAGUGGCCGCCCACUGGACUGGCAUCUCCCUGCAGCAGCUCUCCCACUCGGAUCAGCAGCACCUGGCAGGCCUGGAAGAGGCGCUAGAGGCUACAGAAGCACGGAAUGACAUUUCCCCUUCCUUCUGCUGCUCUUUCCCUGCCUUGAUCCCCACGCGGAUCACAGCAGAGCACAUAGCAGCAGUGGCCGCCCACUGGACUGGCAUCUCCCUGCAGCAGCUCUCCCACUCGGAUCAGCAGCACCUGGCAGGCCUGGAAGAGGCGCUAGAGGCUACAGAAGCACGGAAUGACAUUUCCCCUUCCUUCUGCUGCUCUUUCCCUGCCUUGAUCCCCACGCGGAUCACAGCAGAGCACAUAGCAGCAGUGGCCGCCCACUGGACUGGCAUCUCCCUGCAGCAGCUCUCCCACUCGGAUCAGCAGCACCUGGCAGGCCUGGAAGAGGCGCUAGAGGCUACAGAAGCACGGAAUGACAUUUCCCCUUCCUUCUGCUGCUCUUUCCCUGCCUUGAUCCCCACGCGGAUCACAGCAGAGCACAUAGCAGCAGUGGCCGCCCACUGGACUGGCAUCUCCCUGCAGCAGCUCUCCCACUCGGAUCAGCAGCACCUGGCAGGCCUGGAAGAGGCGCUAGAGGCUACAGAAGCACGGAAUGACAUUUCCCCUUCCUUCUGCUGCUCUUUCCCUGCCUUGAUCCCCACGCGGAUCACAGCAGAGCACAUAGCAGCAGUGGCCGCCCACUGGACUGGCAUCUCCCUGCAGCAGCUCUCCCACUCGGAUCAGCAGCACCUGGCAGGCCUGGAAGAGGCGCUAGAGGCUACAGAAGCACGGAAUGACAUUUCCCCUUCCUUCUGCUGCUCUUUCCCUGCCUUGAUCCCCACGCGGAUCACAGCAGAGCACAUAGCAGCAGUGGCCGCCCACUGGACUGGCAUCUCCCUGCAGCAGCUCUCCCACUCGGAUCAGCAGCACCUGGCAGGCCUGGAAGAGGCGCUAGAGGCUACAGAAGCACGGAAUGACAUUUCCCCUUCCUUCUGCUGCUCUUUCCCUGCCUUGAUCCCCACGCGGAUCACAGCAGAGCACAUAGCAGCAGUGGCCGCCCACUGGACUGGCAUCUCCCUGCAGCAGCUCUCCCACUCGGAUCAGCAGCACCUGGCAGGCCUGGAAGAGGCGCUAGAGGCUACAGAAGCACGGAAUGACAUUUCCCCUUCCUUCUGCUGCUCUUUCCCUGCCUUGAUCCCCACGCGGAUCACAGCAGAGCACAUAGCAGCAGUGGCCGCCCACUGGACUGGCAUCUCCCUGCAGCAGCUCUCCCACUCGGAUCAGCAGCACCUGGCAGGCCUGGAAGAGGCGCUAGAGGCUACAGAAGCACGGAAUGACAUUUCCCCUUCCUUCUGCUGCUCUUUCCCUGCCUUGAUCCCCACGCGGAUCACAGCAGAGCACAUAGCAGCAGUGGCCGCCCACUGGACUGGCAUCUCCCUGCAGCAGCUCUCCCACUCGGAUCAGCAGCACCUGGCAGGCCUGGAAGAGGCGCUAGAGGCUACAGAAGCACGGAAUGACAUUUCCCCUUCCUUCUGCUGCUCUUUCCCUGCCUUGAUCCCCACGCGGAUCACAGCAGAGCACAUAGCAGCAGUGGCCGCCCACUGGACUGGCAUCUCCCUGCAGCAGCUCUCCCACUCGGAUCAGCAGCACCUGGCAGGCCUGGAAGAGGCGCUAGAGGCUACAGAAGCACGGAAUGACAUUUCCCCUUCCUUCUGCUGCUCUUUCCCUGCCUUGAUCCCCACGCGGAUCACAGCAGAGCACAUAGCAGCAGUGGCCGCCCACUGGACUGGCAUCUCCCUGCAGCAGCUCUCCCACUCGGAUCAGCAGCACCUGGCAGGCCUGGAAGAGGCGCUAGAGGCUACAGAAGCACGGAAUGACAUUUCCCCUUCCUUCUGCUGCUCUUUCCCUGCCUUGAUCCCCACGCGGAUCACAGCAGAGCACAUAGCAGCAGUGGCCGCCCACUGGACUGGCAUCUCCCUGCAGCAGCUCUCCCACUCGGAUCAGCAGCACCUGGCAGGCCUGGAAGAGGCGCUAGAGGCUACAGAAGCACGGAAUGACAUUUCCCCUUCCUUCUGCUGCUGUUGUGAGACGGCGGGGAAGAGUGGGGAAGAGGCGCUAGAGACGCGCGUGGUGGGGCAGGGGGCGGCUGUGCGGGUGAUAGCACGGGCGGUGCAGCGAGCAAGGGUGGGGUUGAAGGGGGAGGGGAGGCCGGUUGCUGCUCUGCUGUUAUCGGGGCCCACUGGGAGGGUGGUGCAGAGGGCAAGGGUGGGGCUAAAGGGGGAGGGAAGGCCGGUGGCGGCUCUGCUGUUCUCGGGGCCCACUGGGGUGGGGAAGACCGAAUUGUGCAAGGCACUGGCAGCACAUUACUAUGGAUCGGAGGAAUCCAUGAUCCGCCUAGACAUGAGCGAGUACAUGGAGCGCCACGCUGCCAGCAAGCUGAUUGGAGCGCCGCCCGGCUACGUGGGGUACGGCGAGGGCGGCAAGCUCACGGAGGCCGUCCGCAGGCGGCCGUUUUGUCUUAUUCUCCUGGACGAGAUCGAGAAGGCGCACCCGGACGUCUUUAAUCUCCUGCUGCAGAUAUUUGAAGAUGGGCGGCUGACUGACUCACAGGGCCGCCACGUGUCCUUCAAGAAUGCCCUCAUAGUCCUGACCUCCAACGUGGGCUCCCAGGCCAUUGCAAGAGGCGGCACACACCGCAUCGGCUUCCUAUCUCCAGGCGAUUAUGCGGCUGCUGAUGGGAAUGGGGGGAGAGAGGGGCGGGCGGAUGUGGGGCGGUAUGCGGGAAUGAAAGAGGUGGUGAUGGAGGAGUUGAAGGCGCAUUUCCGUCCGGAGCUGAUGAACCGGAUUGACGAGGUCGUUGUGUUCCGAGCACUUGAAAGGGAACAGAUUCGAGUGAUUGCCAACAUGAUGGUCAAGGAGUCGGCUGACCGUUUGGCCCUGAAAGGAAUCAACCUGGAAGUUUCCGAAGCACUCAUGGAGCGGAUCUGUGAGGAGGGGUAUGACAGGGCGUACGGGGCGCGCCCGCUGCGACGUGCCGUCACACGAUUGGUCGACGAUCCGAUCAGCGAGGCUGUGCUGGCAGCUGAGGGGAGCAGCAGCAGCGGCCACAACCGCCACGUCAGCAGCAGUGGCCUGUCGGAAUCCCUGCCGUCCGUUCCCUCCGUGCUGCUUCCUGUGAUCGCAGCUCACGCUGCAACAAAUGCCCCCACCCCUGCUGAUGACGCCAGUGCACCCCUUAGUGACGUCAGUGGGGUCAGGGAGGGCGUGUUUACACCUGGCGACACGGCACUGGUGGACGUGGGGGGGGAUGGGGAGCCUGUGGUGAUCCGACUGCCACGCCCUGACAUCUGUGAAAUGGGGCUGUGCCUUCCCUUCCUCAAGCUGGCUGUUCCUGCUGCUCCCACCCUCUCCCUCCCUGACUAA